Molecule: messenger RNA, 4863 nt
Organism: Vicugna pacos (alpaca)
Lineage: Eukaryota; Metazoa; Chordata; Mammalia; Artiodactyla; Camelidae
Source: RefSeq, a predicted model, not a curated record
CCAUGGGGACCUGGAUGCUGACGAAGGCUCGCGAGGCUGUGAGCAGCCACAGUGCUCUGCUCAGAAGCCCCGGGUUCGUCAGUCAAGCCGGUUCUCAGUUCGCACUUGGCAGCACGGGCAGGCGAGUGGCUCCUGAUUCCAGGAGCAGAGCAGCAGUGCCCCAGUCCUGGUCCUCCAGCCCUAAGCCUCGCCUGCCCGCCGAGUGCCAGGAUGGCCACCAUCACCUGCACCCGCUUCACGGAAGAGUACCAGCUCUUCGAGGAACUGGGAAAGGGAGCCUUCUCGGUGGUGCGCAGGUGUGUGAAGGUGCUGGCCGGCCAGGAAUAUGCUGCCAAGAUUAUCAACACUAAGAAGCUCUCUGCCAGAGACCACCAGAAGCUGGAGCGUGAAGCGCGCAUCUGCCGGCUCCUGAAGCACCCCAACAUCGUCCGGCUCCAUGACAGCAUCUCUGAGGAGGGACACCACUACCUGAUCUUCGACCUGGUCACAGGAGGUGAGCUGUUUGAAGACAUCGUGGCCCGGGAGUAUUACAGUGAGGCUGAUGCCAGUCACUGUAUCCAGCAGAUCCUGGAGGCCGUGCUGCACUGCCACCAGAUGGGGGUGGUGCACCGGGACCUGAAGCCGGAGAAUCUGUUGCUGGCCUCCAAGCUCAAGGGUGCCGCGGUGAAGCUGGCGGACUUUGGCCUGGCCAUAGAGGUGGAGGGGGAACAGCAGGCAUGGUUUGGGUUCGCAGGGACUCCUGGAUACCUCUCCCCAGAAGUGCUGCGGAAGGACCCGUACGGGAAGCCUGUGGACCUGUGGGCCUGCGGGGUCAUUCUCUACAUCCUACUGGUUGGCUAUCCCCCAUUUUGGGAUGAGGACCAGCACCGCCUGUACCAGCAGAUCAAAGCCGGCGCCUAUGAUUUUCCAUCACCAGAAUGGGACACCGUCACCCCAGAAGCAAAAGAUCUGAUCAACAAGAUGCUGACCAUCAACCCGUCCAAACGUAUCACGGCCGCUGAGGCCCUCAAGCACCCCUGGAUCUCGCACCGGUCCACCGUGGCCUCCUGCAUGCACAGACAGGAGACCGUGGACUGCCUGAAGAAGUUCAACGCCAGGAGAAAACUGAAGGGAGCCAUCCUCACCACUAUGCUGGCCACCAGGAACUUCUCUGGGGGGAAGAGUGGAGGAAACAAGAAGAACGAUGGUGUGAAGAAAAGAAAGUCCAGUUCCAGCGUUCAGUUAAUGGAAUCUUCCGAGAGCACCAACACGACCAUUGAGGAUGAAGACACCAAAGUGCGGAAACAGGAAAUUAUAAAAGUGACAGAGCAGCUGAUUGAAGCCAUAAGCAAUGGAGAUUUUGAGUCCUACACGAAGAUGUGUGACCCCGGGAUGACAGCCUUCGAACCCGAGGCCCUGGGGAACCUGGUCGAGGGCCUGGACUUCCAUCGAUUCUAUUUUGAAAACCUGUGGUCCCGGAACAGCAAGCCUGUGCACACCACCAUCCUGAACCCCCACAUCCACCUGAUGGGCGACGAGUCAGCCUGCAUCGCCUACAUCCGCAUCACGCAGUACCUGGAUGCAGGCGGCAUCCCUCGCACUGCGCAGUCGGAGGAGACCCGCGUGUGGCACCGCCGAGAUGGCAAAUGGCAGAUUGUCCACUUCCACAGAUCUGGGGCGCCCUCCGUCCUGCCCCACUGAAGGACCAGGCUGGGGGCACCGUACCGCAGAGAUCCACUCUUUGUCCGUGGAAUGUGGCUGCUGGUUCUUCCACUUGGAUUUUGCUGGAAUUCCCUCAAUCACACCAUCCCGCUGCCAUCACUGUCACCUUCAUACCUGUGUCAAGAAAACCUGCCUGUUUGCAAAAGCUAUCACGACUUCAGAGCAAAUGGCCACAUCUCCCCAUCCCCACCUGUCACUCUCGCUCUCUGUCCUCGGCCAGGGAGGGGCUUCCUCAGGCCCAGGUGCCCGGGGUGCCAGCCCCUGGACCCCCCUCCCAGCUGCCGUUGGCCUGGUCUUGCCUUGGCUGUAGGCCCGAGCGCCCAGCUGUGUGUUCCCUCAGGGGCUGGGGAGGAGGGGCGCAGUCAGGAGGAAUGUGGCAUCUGCCUGGCCGUCUCCCUGAUCUCUCCUCUUCCGAGGCCUCCCAGGGAAGGGCAGAUGAAGCCCCAACUCCCAGAGCCAACCUCCCCUGUGGGAGAGGGCGAGAGAGGAGCAGACGCCAGGAGCCUCCUGCCUCAAACUGCCUUCCUAGCUCUUCUCCCAUCCUGUCCUGCCCUCCUGGUCUGCAGCUGACCCUCCUCCCUCAGUGUGGGGGGGCGCGAUCCUCUCAGGGUGCCCCCAUUUCUUUCCUCCUUCUGCUGAUGUCCCCUCCAGCACUAACCGCCCCUUCCACCCUUCCAUCAGGCCCGGGGAAUUCCAGCUUCGUCACAUCCGAGGAGAGAAUCUGAUUGCUUUUUGGGGGCAAAAGAAAACAACGUUUAGGUAUCACUUCUACUUGGACCGCAUGCCUUUUUAUAGCCAAACUUCUGUGUGUUUCGUAAAUGGAUUUCACGUUAAUGGAUAUUUAUGUAAUAACUAGACCUCUCAGAUUAUUGUGAGAAUGGUUGGGUUGGGAAGGAAAGUGGGAAGAGGUUGAGGGGUAGUUUUUUCUGUUCAAGGUCUUUUUGUUUUUUUCUUUCUUUCUUUCUUUCCUUUUUUUUUUUGGUCAUCUCUGAGAUGGACUUUGUCACUUGUGGUUAUCUGGGGCGGAGGUGGACUCAGCCCCGGGGAAAGGAUCUCUCUGACAUUUCAGACCCAAGUUUCCCUUCAGGACUGGAGAAGCAUCACAUGGUAGUGCUGACGAAGAAACAGCAAAUCAGGGCAGAGAGAGUAGGGGAGGUUGUCAGGAUGGCAGUGUCUAGGCUUUUCCUUGCUUGCCUCCCAAACCGGGGUCCUUACUACCAUGCUUCCCAGGAUUUCCUCCCACCACAUCUGUGUACCACCCCUGGCGCCCCCCACCCACCCACCUCUGAGGGGUUCACGAGCAUGUGUCUUCAUGCGGGUCCAAAAAGAGCGCUGCAAUUUCUACUCUUCACACCUCCUCCUGCAGUCGUGGGUUCAUAUCUUUCUUUUCCUUUCUCUUUCCCUCUUCCCUUGGGAAUUGACUCUGAUGUGGAAUGCCUUGGCACGUCCACUAGGAUCUACUGUCUGCACUGUUUUCUUUGCAUGACUUUAUAUGCAGUAAGUAUGUUGAAAAAAAAAAGAAAAGAGGAAAAAACACUCAGCAAAAUCAAUCUACAUGUUUUGGACAAAAAAAAAAAGAGGUUGUAUUCUCAGUGUCCGACUCGGAAUUAUGUUGCUGCCUCUCUGUGCUUUUGGCCUCUGUGUGGCCGUGUUUUGCCAGCAUGAGAUACUGUCCCCUCUUGGAGGAUUUUAGGGGAGGAAGAGCCACAUCCCCAGGGAUUUGGAGGAGGCUCUGGUUCCCCCAAACCCCUGGGGAAUCCUGGGUGUUGAGUGGAGCAGGACUGAUGUGGGUGUUUGACCCAGGACUUUCUGAGUUUUUCCCGAUCACAAGCUGUCUGCUGGGCUCAUUCUGUCGGCAAGGGCUGCUGCCCCCGGUACAGGUGAGGCAGGCUGGGCGGGGGCUACAGGCCAGGAGAGAGGCUGCCCAGCCCUCCUGGUCUCCAAACUGGUCGAUCACUGGCCUCCACCCUUGGCAGAGACCCUACUGCCGAGGCCCAGGGUGGGCACUUGACCUGCCCCAGGUCCAGAGGGCUUCCCAGUAAGGCCCAGUGAUCCCAGCAUCCCAGCAGCAAAACCACCUGCCUCCCUUGUGAGCUGCCAGCUCCCACAGCCAUCCCCAAGCCAAAGGUGAGGGGCUGCUGCUAUUACCAAGGCAAAGUCUGGUCCUUCUUCAGCCUCAGUUUCCCCUCCCCUCCGUUCAAAGGGUUAAAUGUUCCCGCCCAGCCUAUGUUGCAGGGGUGCUGGGGUGGGGAUCAAAUAAGAUGGUGAGGUGAAGCCCAGUACGCCCAUGAGAACCAACAGGGUGAGUCACUGGCUGGUCUUCCAUUCCUCUCUGGGCCUGUCCAGUCCCCCUGCCCUCCCCCGCCCACCCCUCAUCCCCCUCUUUGGUGCCUGUCCGCUGCUGAUUCGCAGUGGACUGUGGGGGAAAGAGCCAUGGUUUGGGGGUUAUUAGGAUUCCAUUCGCAUCUCUGAUCAGACUCACUCUGUGACUUUGGGCAGGUCCUUUCCUUGCUCUGGCCCUCGGUUCCCCACCAGAGGAAGCUGAGCUAGAGGACACCAAAGUCCUGCCUUUUACCUGCUGACACACUUCCUGUCCACUGUGCCCCUCUCUGGGUACCAGAGAAGGAGAGGCCAGUCCCUACUCCAGGCCAAGAUGGCCCCACUGCAAAGGCCACACCUGUGGGUGGGCAGUCAGCUGGUGUAGACGCCAGGGCACCAGCGUGAUCCUGAGGCAGCCGGCAGGGGAGACUGGCAGACAAAGUGGCCCAGAGCCGACCCCCCACCAGACAGUCAGACAUCCUAUAGAUGCAAAAAAUCCAGCCCUAAGACAAGUCCCAGGCUCCAGCAUGCAAACGCGUUAACGGGAAAGCAUUCUCCCGGACGUGCGCCCAGCGAGCGCUGACCCUGACCCCUGGCCUCCUGUCUCCCUUCAAGGGGAGACCCCUUAGGGGAUGUAUUUGCCAGACUCCCCGUGCUGGUUUCUUUGUUACUAUUUGUUUGGGGGUUUGUUUCAAUUCUCUCUUUUCUUUUUUUAAAAAAUCUGUGGCUGUGAACUUGAAUGACCACUGCUCAAACUUUCUGCUAUUGUGGGCUUGGGGGUGGGAAGAAGGGGUGUCUGUUUUAUUCUUGGUGUUUUCAGUGCAAUAAAUAGCUACAAACUUC